AUGUCAUCAUCACAAGAACGACCAUCCCCUCCGAGGGCCGGCUCUUACAUUCUGGUCUCCUCUUUGUCCCCACAGGACGACUCUACAUCGGCACCUGAUGACGAGACGGGCCCGAUAUACCGAUCCGUCAGACCGAGGUUCUUCUUCCUUCUGCCCAUAGUUGCUUUCCUGGACUCUGCGUUUGCGGUCAUGCUUGGCAUCCUCAUUCUUCAGCAGGAAGCUAAGCACACUCCAUAUGGAUCGACGAGCCCACCACCAUCGCUCGAUCCCAUCCUUCUCAGCCCUUUGUCCGGCAAGCUUCCUGACACCAGUCCGACACCAAUAGAUGAUGCAGCAUGGGAGCGUCAGAAGAUAGUGCUCACAGUCAUUGCCUUCUCUGUCACCCGCGCUUGCGCCUACGCCAUCAUUGGCAUCAGCAAACGCAUUCGAGAGCUAGGAGUCACUGUUGCGGCUAUCAGUAUCCUCAGCACCCUCUUCUACGUUUCCAUCGCCAAUCUCUUGCUCCAAGCACGACCGAAACCCAAUGACAACCUCGGUCUUCACAGCUUUUUGACGGUGCUGAAGGACUGGCACUGGCCAGAUGCAUUCAAAAACACUGAGCCAACAAUGCCGAUCCUAGUUGGCGCGCAGAUGGCGUUGACACUGUUCGAGUGGGUGCUGUACAUCGCAGUAGUCGGGGUCAAGAUCCCUCCAGGAGGCAAUUCAGCGGAAGCAAAGAGGUGGGCAAGAGGUUUAGCAGAGGACGCCGGUUAUCAACGUGGGAUGGAGGCUCGUAGCUUGUAUCCCUCUGAUGGAGAGGACGAGGAUGAGGAAGAACACCUCGAAGAGGGCGAAGAGGAGAGAGAGAGAUGCAGCUCCACUGGUACUAGCAGAUGUAACAGCAGGCAGACCAACACCCAGGAAGAAGGUGAUCUGGAGCAGGCUAGGGUGUCACUCGCUUCUCCCAUCUCCAACAUCUCUAGGAAUCAUGUGACCACCUCGACUGUGGCUGGUGAGGCCGAUGGCAGCAAUCAACCUUUGCUCGGCGCCAGCCCGGCUCGUGGAUAUGGUAGCACCUUGGCGAGCCCGCGAACACCACGCGGCCCCUCUCAUUCCAGCUCAACAUCCCAAUCUCACGGUAGCGUCCGAAGCAAGCGCUCAGCACAUGCCAUGAGUCGAAGCGCCUCCAACCGCUCCGGCAUGUUUUCUCGCUCGCCUGGUGCCGCCGAACUUGGCGUUGCUUCCCCGCAUACUCUCCAAGACGGCGAAGAUCAUGAUGGACGCGACGAAGACGGAGAAGAGGAAGCAGAAGGAAGUGACCCGGACGACAUCAUCGAUAUCACGCCCAACCGCGCCGUGGCACGAAAAGAAGCUCGCCUUCGCUUAGCCCGGGCAGCUCUUCCUGAGCGCAGAGCUUCUGGUGGCUCCCUGUCAACGCUCAAUAUUUUUGGCGCUGACGGUCCGCCGUCGGCAUCGAAAGGAGCUAGAGGUCCUGGUGUGUUCUCGGAUGAAGCGGGUAGUCCACUUGGUAGACGUAACAGCAAAGAUCAUGACGAGAGGACAGCGACAUUGACGACCGUAGCUACCACCACAGCGGCAGCUCCUGUAGUGCCCAAUGCGGCCAAUCUGAGCAGAUCUUUGUCGACCUCGAGGCAUCCAUCUUCGCUGCUGCCGUCUUCCAGUAGCACUCGCACGAUGUCAUCUUCGACGACGAGAGGCUCCAAAGAAGGUCGCAAGUUCAAAUUGCCUAAAUGGCUGAAACCUGGUGGCAGCAAGAAUCGGUCAUGA
Molecule: messenger RNA, 1767 nt
Organism: Ustilago hordei
Lineage: Eukaryota; Fungi; Basidiomycota; Ustilaginomycetes; Ustilaginales; Ustilaginaceae
Exons: 1
Coding region: 1-1767 (588 amino acids)
Source: RefSeq, a predicted model, not a curated record